UCCACAGCAGUUUUUUAGAAACCGGUUGUAAACAGCUAGCAGACGCAGCUGUCACUUUCGCAUUUCUAGUUUUUGUCCGUUUUGACUCAUUGUCAUUUUAUACGGAUAAAAAAAAAACACACCCUGAGCUUGGUGUAAUUUCAGCCAGCGUGCUGUUCAUUCAGUCAGAGAGAGAGAGAGAGAGAGACGCAGACUGCAGGUGAGAGUUGUGGACAGAUGACCCGACCGUCCCCGAGCCUUCAGGAAAAUCCUGCAUCGUAAAACUCUCCCAGUUGUAGGCUAUGUGGAUAUGUAUCGCCACUGCGGCUGAGUCUGGACUUUCAGCUCGUUUCAUUUCGGUUGUUUUCUACCAACUGUAGGCCUCAGGCUUUGCUUAUGGAGAUCCCAGUGGCACAAAUACCCCCGUCCGAGUCUGAAGAGUGUCAGAAACGCUUUCAGGCGGCUGUGGAUGUCAUCCAGAACCUUCCCAAAAACGGUUCCUACAGGCCUUCAUAUGAAGUGAUGCUGCGUUUUUAUAGCUUGUAUAAACAGGCUGUGUGUGGACCUUGUACAGCAUCUCGUCCCAGCUUCUGGGACCCUGUAGGUCGCUACAAGUGGGAUGCGUGGAAUCGGCUUGGAGACAUGAGUCGUGAGAGUGCCAUGGCCGCCUAUGUUGAUGAGAUGAAAAAAGUUGCACAAGAGGUUAUAGAAAAUAUGCCCAUAAAUGAGAAGAUGGCCUCUUUUUACCAUUAUUUUGAGCCACUCUACCAUGUGAUUCAUGAUCUCCCACGACCACCAGAGGCACUACUGAGUCUGGGACAAGAUAUAAAUGCAAAUGAAGCGACUGGAAAUCCAGCAGAGGGUGUGGAUGGCGCUAUACAAAAAGAAAUACCCAGAGAACCAGAGAAAGAGCAACCGUUGGUUUCAGUGUUUAACGAUGUGCCUCAAAGUGAAAGUGCUGAUAUGGCUCUGUCGGACAGUCUGGUGCUGACUAGUGACUCUGAGAGUGAAGUUUUCUGUGACUCAGUGGAGCAGCUGGACUACAUUAAGCCUGUUGCUGAGCCAUACAUUGAGAAUAAUCUGCAUGUGACCUACACACCUGGCCUCCAGGUGACCCAGCUGGGUGCUGGGCAAGGUGGGGAAGGGGCUGGGAAUGGACCACCCCCGAGGAGAAGAGAACAAGGAAGAGAUGGAAUGAGGCAUGGUUGGAGGGAAGCUCCUGGCAGUGUUCCAUACAGCAGCAGUAGACGUGCAGGGCAGCAGGCAACAGGUGGAGGAGGAGGACACAACCCUGCCAGAGGGACUGAAGGAUUUCAGGAUGCACAAGUGCAGGAGCAGAUCAUGCUCGCACUACAGAGGCUUAAAGAAGACAUGCAGAGUGUGAUGGAGAGGCUUGAGGUGGUUGAGGGCUUGGCUGCUGCUUUGGCUCAGAACUCACAGUGGAGACAGAUGCAGUUAACAUCUCCACAGACUGAGGUGGAGAAAUGGUGGCCAUUUGAUGUCUCUGGUCGAACUCUGCUGCUGCUUUUGAUCUGGCCUUUCAUCGCUCAGGGAUUGAUAUUCUGGCUACAGCAGAGGAAGAAAAAGCCUCAGAAGCUUGCGUGUCCAUAAUCUGAAUGUCUUGUGCAAGGAAAAUCAUACUACAUAAUAAUUAGUAUAGUAUUUGUUAAAAGGUUCAGGUGCUUAAAGAAAAGCAGGGAUGCUUUUAAAAUACACUAAAAGUCUCUAAUACAUAAGAAAAAUUAACAUAAUUAAGCAAUUACUUGUGUAACACCAGAUGUAUUAACUUGUGUGGGAGAAAUCGGUUUCUGUGUUUUUAUGAAGAAAUUGCAUCAUGCAAAAGAUGCUUUGUUAGUAAAGUUAUAUUUUGUUAAAAGAUUUUAAUUUAUGCUAUGCGUGGAGAUUUUUUGGCCUUCCUGUAGUUUAUUUCAAAAUGAACAAACCAGUAUUUCAUUUUGAUAGAUUAUUUUGAAAUAAACUCUGGGAUAUUUAGGACGGUUCAUUUGUUAAUUUAACACUUCUCUGAACAUUAAAGAAAACCUUUACAUGGGUUAGAGUGCUACACUGACGUAAUCUAACGUGCAGAAGAACUAAUGUGAAUCUUAAUCUUACUCUCAGAAGGUACAUUAUGCUUGUUCACUGCAGAAACUGUUUUAAUCAUCUUGAAAAUUUUUAAUAUUACGAACAAGUUAAUUAUCUUUUAAAAUUUUAUGUAAAAAAUUCAACUCAUGAAAAUAAAAUUCCACUAUCUAAAAAUAUUGAAAUAUUUAAUUUUUAGUAAAUUAGCAUUCAUGCACUAUUAAUAACGUGUACAAUAUCUCUCAGUCUUGUUCAGUACACACAUGGGGAAGACUGCAUACUUGACAGUUGUCCAGAAGAUUAUCAUUGACCCACCCCACAAGGAUGGUAAGCCACAAGAUGAAAAGAAAGUGUGAGAGGAGGAGGUACACAAGCAACUUUGAUGACUGCAGCAUUAAGAAGAUUGCCAAGCAAAGCUGUUUCAAGACAGAGCUUCACAAGGAGUGACGUGAGACUGGAGUCAGUGUAUCAAGAGCCACCACGCACCGAUGUCCUCAGGAAAUGGACUGCAACUGUUGCAGUCCUAGUAUCAGCCCACUCCUGAACUACAAAUGUCACUGGGUUAGGGAGAAAAAGAAUUGGACCAAAAUCUUCUUUUAAGAUGAAAGUAAAUAUUGCAUUUCAUUUGAAAUUAAGGUCCCAGAGUCUGGAGGAAGAGUGGAGAGGCACAGAGUCCAAGUUGCUUGAAGUCUAGUGUGAGGUUUACACAGUUUGUAAUGAUUUUGUUGAGGCGAGAUAUUAUCUGCUGGUGUUGGUCCACUAUGUUUAAUUAUAUCCUAAGUCAACACAUCCAUUGGCCAGAAGAUUUUGGAGCACAUAAUGAUUGUCUCCUGACAAUCACGUUACGGACAUGCAGGUUUCCUUUUCAUUAACUAGUUUGCUGACCAUGAUAUUACUGCGCUUGAUCGGUCAGCCAACUCUCUUCACCUGAAGUUCAUAGAAAAUAGAUGAAAGAUCCUCAGGGGAAGAUAAGAAACACUGACCCAAAAAUUUAGACGUGCUGAAUGCUGAUAUCAAAGCAACCUGGUCUUCAAUAAUGCCUCAGCGCUGCCACAGGCUGAUUGCCUCCAUGCCAUGCCAUGCUGCAUCGCUGCAGUGAUUUGUGCUAAAGGUGGUGUGACCAUGUAUUGAUAACAUAAAUGAACAUAUUUGUUUUAGAAAAUAUUCUGGUAUUUUCAGAUAUUGGAUUUUUAAUUUGCAUGAGCUAUAAGCCAUAAUCAUUGAAAUUAAAACAAAAAGCUUGAAAUAUUUCAUUUUACAUGUAAUAAAUCAAGAAUAUAAGUUUCACUUUUUAAAUUAAAUUACAAAAAAACAAACAUAAUAUUCACAUUUUUUUUUAGGUCCACUGUUUCGCUGCACAGAAGUUACAGGUUACCAACCCUAUUAAAAAACUUAUUUGUUUACGUCAUUGUUCAAAUGGCCAAAAUGAACACACCAGCAUAACGUGUAGUAUAAUAGUUACCUAAUCAGGAAAGCCUUAAAUUAAACGUAUGGCCUUCGUGUGGAUUUCUGAGUAGGCUCAAAAUAUCAGCCGACUUAAUUAACACUAUAUAUAUUACUGAGAAAUGUUAAAGUAUAAAUUAAAAAUAACAUUUUCAUUGCAUUAUUCCUUUAUCUAAAGU
This is a messenger RNA of Clarias gariepinus (North African catfish), 3680 nucleotides long. It is a transcript of the gene acbd4, whose product is annotated as acyl-CoA binding domain containing 4. Gene Ontology annotation, molecular function: fatty-acyl-CoA binding. The transcript has 11 exons. Gene Ontology annotation, biological process: fatty acid metabolic process. The record is from RefSeq and is a predicted model, not a curated record. Lineage: Eukaryota; Metazoa; Chordata; Actinopteri; Siluriformes; Clariidae. The coding region runs from base 376 to 1590 and encodes 404 amino acids.